Messenger RNA from Laccaria bicolor S238N-H82, 1404 nucleotides. RefSeq lists its product as uncharacterized. Lineage: Eukaryota; Fungi; Basidiomycota; Agaricomycetes; Agaricales; Hydnangiaceae. Gene Ontology annotation, molecular function: GTPase activity; guanyl nucleotide binding; G-protein beta/gamma-subunit complex binding. Bases 1 to 1404 code for a protein of 467 amino acids. The record is from RefSeq and is a predicted model, not a curated record. Gene Ontology annotation, biological process: adenylate cyclase-activating G protein-coupled receptor signaling pathway. The transcript has 9 exons. Gene Ontology annotation, cellular component: heterotrimeric G-protein complex.
AUGCUCGUGCCAAGAAAGAGCUCUGUCCCUCAAUGGCCCCCAGCUCCGCCCCAUGACGAAACCGACGACCAGCGGAAGGAGCGAUUAAAAAAAGAGGCGGAGGCAAAACGCAAGAGUGAUCAAAUUGAUCGAGUUUUAGGGGCGGAGCGUGAACGACAGAAAAAGGUGGCGAAAGCAAAGAUAUUAUUACUAGGUCAAGCGGAGUCAGGAAAAUCCACGGUCCUCAAAAAUUUCGAGCUACAUUUCGCGCCAAAGGCAUUCGAAGCAGAGGCCGAGGUGUGGCGCCCCGUUAUACACCUGAACCUCGUCCGAUCCGUCAAUUUUAUCCUCAACUUCUUAGCGGGCAGGUUCUCCGGACUUCGCGAUUCCGCUCUUGUGACACAAGAGCAUCAGCAUGCCUAUGGUACAAUGACGGCCGAGCUUCGCAAACUCUGCAUUCGAUUAGCUCCUCUCCGACAGGUCGAAGAAAGCCUAUGCAAGACGCUUUCUGGAUCAUCCGACAACAGGCAGGGAUACAACCCAGCAAAGGCCCCUGAAGUUUCUAUUCCUUCAGGAAGCGGUUGGAAGAAGACACUGGCUGGUGGGCGAUCAGAAGAGUCGAAUGUUUCUCGAGUGGGGGCGUCGGACGAUGGCCGAAACCGCCGGAUUUUAGCUGCGUGCGGCGAGGAUAUCGCAAGAUUGUGGAACGAUCCAACGGUUCAGCAGUCGUUGCGUUCGGCGGACAUUGCUCUUGAAGAGCAACCGGGGUUCUUUCUGGAUCAAGCUGAGCGAAUCACGGAGGAAGAAUACAAGCCAAAGCCAGAGGACGUUUUGAAAGCCAGAGUGAUCACCACUGGUCCAGAAGAACACGUAAUUCGUGCCGAGGCAGCCAACGAGAAUGCAAGAGAAUGGACAAUCUACGACAUUGGUGGACAUCGAAGUCAGCGAGUCAACAUUGUCAUUUUUCUUGCCCCGAUGUCCGGGUUCAAUCAAGUUCUCGCCGAAGAUGAGAGCGUCAAUCGACUGACGGACUCCUUGAGGCUCUGGCAAGAAAUAUGUAGCAACAAGAUUCUAGCCUCAGUCGAAUUUGUGAUAUUCCUCAACAAGCUCGACAUUUUGGAGUCAAAACUCAAAUCGGGUGUUCAAUUUUCACAAUUCGUCACAUCAUACGUCGACAAACCAAACGAGACGAAACCCGUCGCAAGAUGUGGGUCACCAAAGUGGCCGUUUUGUGCUGUGUCAUUCAUCAUCAUUCCAGAUCUGCUUGAUGUUUUCGUUGGGAUCCAUCAACAACAUUCACCAAAACGGAGGAAGGUCCACCCUCAUCUAACCUGUGCAGUCGACACCCGCGCCACGUCGACGGUCAUAACCCGCAUACGAGAAAUGAUACUCGUGAAACUGCUAGCCACCACGAAUAUAUUGUAA